This is a messenger RNA of Styela clava, 1969 nucleotides long. Its product is annotated as basigin-like. Lineage: Eukaryota; Metazoa; Chordata; Ascidiacea; Stolidobranchia; Styelidae. The record is from RefSeq and is a predicted model, not a curated record.
UAUUUUUAUAACAGUAACACAUAUAUUCAAUAAAAAUGAGGGCAAACGUCAUCAUUUUGUUUCUUGCAACAUCCGUUGCACAUCUCUGCAACGCUGAAACCAGCGUCGUUAUUCUCCACGAAGAAUUAUCAAAAACUUCACCCCUGGAACUAACAUGUGGCGACGUGAUUACCCUCGGAGAAAACGACACUCUAACAUGGAUGUACACCAAUUCCAGUAAUGUGAACCAGACGCUUACUGGUCAUAAUUUGUAUAUUAAUGUCACCGACAACCAUGCGACUGGAGAAUAUGUGUGUUACCUAAAUGGAAAAGAGAAGAUUGCUUACACUGCUGCAAAACUCACUGAGCCAGAGAUAUUGAACACCAGGACUUCCAUCACAUACAAUGAAGGAGAUACAAACAGAAAGAUCACUUGCAAGUCUGAGGGUUCGUAUCCUGAUCCAGAAUUUACCUGGACACGUCGAGGGGAGUUGGAAGGAGAAGUAGCUAUUCUCGUGACCUCGGAAACCAAUCCCAAUUAUGUGAUCACGAAUAACGGUACAAGGUCUGUUCUCAAAUUCUACAAUGUCACCUAUGAGGAGAGUUCCAACUUUAUCUGUUUCGUUCAGAAUGUUGCUGGGAAUGGGACUGUUGAGGUUCUCGUCAGAGUGAAGGAUAAAUACGCUGCAGUCUGGCCUUUCCUUGGAAUCGUAACGGAAGUCGUGAUUCUGAUUGCUGUGAUUUUCUUGUACGAAAAACGAAGCAAAAAUGCUGAAAGUAAGGAAGAGGUGUGUGUCAAUCUUGGUGAGGAUGAAAAACUGACUACUGAAAGCGGAACAGAAGUAAGAAACAGGAACGGAGGGAAAUAAACGAUAAACUGAUUUUAUAAAAUUAUGUUUUUAAAUACGUUUGUGAAUAAUGUUAAUUGCUUUAUACACCGUCUUCACACUUCCACUAUGAGCAAGGAUUUUCUGUAAGCAGUGACUGAUACAGGCAGGAUAUUGUUUGAAAUACUUCAAUCUUUUUAUCUAGAGAAGUCUACUCUAUUCAUACCAUAGGUUUCAAUCUUUAAUGGAGAAACUUAAAAUGAAUAAAUAAAAUUGGCCAUUUUAUUAUGCAACAUGCGGUCAUAUUCAAGUCAACCUAUUGCAGGACUCCCCAAACUUUUAAGAUCACAACCCUUUCCAAUAUAUUGAAAUUUUUGGCCCCCCCCAUCUUUUUCGAGCGGCGCGCUACAUCUCGAGUCUUAUGAUUAAAGGCUGCAUUGUUUUGCACGUGCGCGCCGCUUCUCUGAUUCUAUGUAUUUUCUCUAGCAUUCAUGUUUUGCACUAGUUUUAAUAAUAACUGUGUUUUGAAUCAAAAGUUUAGAAAGUACAAUUGAUAUAAUACAUUGUGUAUGUUUGUGACCCCUAAAAUUCGAUGUCCCAAAGCCCCCCCCCUACAGGUCGCGACCCCAGGUUUGGUAAGCCUUGUUUAUUGCUCUUAACCCGUUACAGAUAUCCAUCCUAAUUUUUUGAUAUUUUAAUUGUUAGUUUUAUUGGUCGUUGCUUUAAUGAUCUUAUGAUUAAUCAAAUGUUGUAAAUAUUGUAUGUUAUUGUUUUUAUUAUGAUCCAAUUUUAAUUGCUUAUAAGUAAUUCACGAAAUUGCGGCAUUGUUUGGAUUGUUUUUAACCUAUUUUAUGAAUUUCACGAAUAAACUUUUUAAGCCACGCCCCUUUUUUAGAAUUUGUCAAGCCACGCCCACCUCAAAAAUAACUAGCUCACAAUAAGCUACAAAUAACAGAUAGUGAGGCAAAAGCAUGCUUUGAUAAAAGACGUUGAAAAUACUCGCUAAUAAAUGUGAAAUACCAGUAACUUAGUGUUCGGUUAUUUGUCCAAUUUACUCUAAUAUUUCUAAUAAUACAUGAAUAUACUGUGUGAUUUCUAAUCGAGUACGUUUUAUCAAUUUUUUUAUUUUAAAUAUCUUUAUCUAUGGUGACGCAAAAAAAAAA